Molecule: messenger RNA, 3199 nt
Organism: Dunckerocampus dactyliophorus (ringed pipefish)
Lineage: Eukaryota; Metazoa; Chordata; Actinopteri; Syngnathiformes; Syngnathidae
Product: transforming growth factor beta-3 proprotein-like
Exons: 7
Coding region: 211-1440 (409 amino acids)
Biological process (GO): SMAD protein signal transduction; regulation of cell population proliferation; BMP signaling pathway
Cellular component (GO): extracellular region
Molecular function (GO): cytokine activity; type III transforming growth factor beta receptor binding; growth factor activity
Source: RefSeq, a predicted model, not a curated record
CAACAGACAGACACAAAACUGGGAGGACAACCUGGAUGACGCACAAAAUGUGAACUUUACAACACAGAAAGUGGCUUUGAAGUAAUUUUUUUACACGCUGUAGAGGUUCUGGAGCGCUGUCUCAUGGGCCAACACACAAGUGGACUUCAGCGGAGGGGACAUCUUUGUUUUUAAACACACUGCACGGUCACUCGUGCAGAGGGAGGCAAGAUGCAUGCGGGCAAAGCUUUGCUGUGCGUCCUCCUCCUCCUCCACUGCGCCACCCUGAGCUCCCCUCUGUCCACCUGCGCCACCGUGGACAUGGACCACAUCAAGAGGAAGAGGGUGGAGGCCAUACGUGGUCAGAUUCUCAGCAAGCUCAGGCUGACGAGCCCCCCUCACUCCCAGGGCCCCGCUAAGAUCCCCUACCAGGUCCAGGCGCUCUACAACAGCACCAAGGAGCUCCUGGAGGAGCUGGGCCGGCACCGGCAAGAGACAUGUGGUCCAGACAACACAGAGACCGAGUACUACGCCAAGGAGAUCUACAAGUUCAACACGGUCUAUGGACCCACUGAGAGCAAUGAUCUGUCCUACUGCCCAAAGGGGAUCACCUCCAAGGUGUUCCGCUUCAACGUCUCGGCCAUGGAGAGAAACUCGACCAACCUCUUCAGGGCAGAGUUUCGAGCACUGCGGGUUCCGAACGCGAGAGCCAGGCGGAACGAGCAGCGGAUCGAGCUCUACCAGAUUGUGAGGCCCAACGAACACAUCAGGAAGCAACGCUACAUCAGCGCCAAGAACGUGCUGACCAAAGGGACUCCUGAAUGGGUCUCCUUUGACGUGACUGAAACAGUAAGAGAAUGGCUGCUGAACAGAGGAAGCAAUCUGGGUCUAGAAAUCAGCGUGCACUGUCCCUGCCACACCUUCAGCCCGAAUGGCGACAUCAUCGACAACGAGAAUGAGGUUCUGGAGGUCAAGUUCAAAGGUGUGGAUGGAGAGGAGGAGCAAAGUCGCUUGGACCUCAGCCACCUGAAGAGGCUCAAGGAGCAGAACCUGCCUCAUUUGAUCCUCAUGAUGAUCCCGCCUCAUCGCCUGGACAAGCAGUCCACACACAGACGCAAGAGAGCGCUGGACACCAACUACUGCUUCUCAAACACCGAGGAGAGCUGCUGCGUUCGCCGCCUCCACAUCGAUUUCCGGCGCGACCUGAACUGGAAGUGGAUCCAUGAACCCAGCGGCUACGAUGCCAACUACUGCUCAGGGCCAUGCCCCUACCUGAGGAGCUCGGACACGCCACACAGCUCGUUGCUGAGCCUGUACAACACCCUCAACCCGGAAGCCUCGGCCUCGCCUUGCUGCGUCCCCCAUGAACUGGAACCCCUCACCAUCCUCUACUACUCUGGACGGACCCCCAAAGUGGAGCAGUUGUCCAACAUGAUCGUCAAGUCUUGCAAAUGUAGCUGAGGAGGCAGGAGGACGACGGAUGGGCUUAGCGCUGACACAAAACCCGUACUGACUUUUGUGAUCGGGACAUUUCGGAAGAAAGUCUCCAUUUUUGUUUGCAUCGUGUACUUUUUUUGUGUCACUUCAGGAUGUCAUGUGUAUCUCACAUCGCCAAAAAGACAAUGUGAUUUUCUACAUUGCCACCAAAUAUCGGGUACACCAGAGCCGUCUCAUGAGAUCCAGUACAAGAGCCGUAGCAGAACUCCUGCAGAGCUGGACAGACGCAGGACAGAAAAGGCAGGACGCUCAGUUCUCUCGCCCUCUUCCCGCUUUGCGACAAGUAUUUUAUACGUCACCGUACGCUGACGGCGGGUUCUGUGUAAAAAUACAGGCAAAUAAAUGCUGGAUGGACUGUUCUUCAGCAAUUUCUGUGUAAAAAGAGAGUGCAACAUGUAACUUUGCUUCCUGUCAGGAGCCCCUUUCACGCUACCUUUUUUCCACCUUUCUUCUCCAGUGUCACUGCUCCGUAUGAGCAGGACGAAUUUGUCAGCUUUAACGUUAUUUUCCAAGCUGGAACAGAGGAGGGACGGCGCCUGCGCGUGAGGGUAUUCAUUCCACAGUGCCAGUGGCUUCUGUGUAAAAGGCACCGGUGAAUAAAUGCCGGGUUUACUUUUCAGCAGCAUAUUUUCUGUGCCAAAAUAAAAGAGGCUCGUGUCAAUCAGAAGCGGGCAUCGUGAUCUUGUACUGGAUCCCAUAAGACUGGUAUUACAGAGCGUUCUUUAUUAGAUCCCUUUCCCGUCAAAACCCGGUGGGCAUUAUCUUCAAACACAGAAGGAGAAAGGACAGACUGGCCGCUGUCAGCCAAGAAUCCCAAAGUGCGGUCACUGGGAGAAUGCCUUUUGGGAUCGCAAAAGGGAUGGAAAGUCGGUAGAGGGGAAGCGGAGCCAAGCUUUUUGGGUCAGUGAGCCAGCGGCAGCCUUUUUAGGGGGAGGAGGAGGACCACGAUGAUGGAGAGAGGACCUGAACCUUUGAUCUCUCACAGGUUUUGGGUGACAUGGUGGUGUUACGCAACAUAUUACGGCAUUUCUUUUACAUUAACAGCAGCUGUUAUGCAACUUAUAGGAAGUGUUUGACUGCAUUGCAGCUCGUCUACUGUUACACACUUCCUGUUAUUCUCACACACGCGCACACACACGCACACGCACACACACACACACACACACACACACACGCACACACUUAGAGGGAUGGUGGCAUUCCUCACGUUCCUCCCGCUUGGUGUCGUCCUGUAGUAAAGCCUCCGUGGGACAAAAGACGAGCCGUUAGAUGGCAGCCCCUUGUUUGUUGUUGCUUUUGGGACUUGUUCAUGACUGUUAUUAAAAAGAAGAAACGUGUAUGGAUCUGAUUUGAACUUGUUUGUUUUUAGAAACUAAUUCAUUAAUUGCGAGGAAUGAAUUGUUGGUUAAUCGUGUCCCGCUCAACACAACACAAAGGAGAGGAAACAGAAGUUCAGAACAUUCAUGGUUCAUGACAAAUACAGAAAAAUAAUCAUUUCAUUUGUUUAUGAAGGAAAUUUAGUCAACAAGCAUCCUUUGCUUUGUUUUAAUCGCAGUUAAAAUUUCCAGAAAUUCAUAAGAUUUUACGGCAUGGGCAGAUCAUUCUUGUCGUUUGCGGUCGUUACUGACCUUUUCCGUAAUUUCUAGGGAUCGCGUGAAUAUUCGCGAACACAUGGAGGCAUAAGCAGGAGGUUGGCCUGGGCGGAGUUUGGUUGUGUGUCAUU